GUUAACAUGUUAAUAAUCAGGAAAUCGAAUUGAAUUGGCCUGAAGGCACCAAUAUUCCGGAAGUUUGGGGUUCUCUUGGACGCUCUAGGAACAACGGAGGACCCAGAUAUCGAUGGUUGGAGGGCUGGAACUGAGGUUGGCUGGGGGGCUUGGGGAGGACAAAGGGGGCCGUUCCCGGGCUUGCCUGGGAGGGCGCCAGAAGUGGCCAUUCCCACCUGGCCUGGUCUGGAGCGGUGACGGUGAUGGCGGCUGUAGUGGGUGGGGUACGGGCGACGAGCGGGCAAGAGGCUGGUGGCAGCCUGAAGAAGAAAUUCCCUCUUCAAGAGCCAAAUAUGGUGCAGGCAAUGGCUGUGUUUCAUACCCAAAAGGAGUCCAAGAAAUUAGUCUUCCCACAAAAGAAUAUCUACAAGGAUCAGGUGCUGGAGAAUGAUGGAAACAUGAGUCCAUUAGAUUGUGAGAACAGGACUAGAAAGAAGGACUGGAAACCAAAGAAGGAAAUCUCUGAUGAUGUUAGUCCAGACAUCAGAAGCAAUAGCAAGUCCAAUUCCACAAAGAUUUGAGUUGGUGGAAAUCAAGGUAUGUAAAGAUGAGUUAAAGGGGCACAAUUUAAACCUCUCAGAGGAUGGGAUGAGUCAGACCCGUUCCCAGAAGAGAAGUUUCAGGCAAGUGAAUAUCACCCAAAGGAAAAGUCUUAAAGAAGAGAGUGGCAAAGAAGAUAAUGAGACAGAGAGAAACUUCACUGAAAGCUCCAACCUCAUUAGACAGCAGAGAGUUCCUGCAGGGAAGGGAUUCCAGAGAUUUGAAAUGUAUGAUCAGAGGUCAAAAAAAAAAGUCAGAAUUUAAUGAAUAUCAAAAAAGUCAUACUUUAAAGAGAGCCCAUGAAUGUAAUGAGUGUAGAAAAGUCUUUAGCCGGGGAUCAAAUCUUACCAUACACCAAAGAAUUCAUAUGGGAAAGAAACCCUAUAUAUGUGAUGAAUGUGGGGAAGGUUUUAAUCAGAGCUCUAAUCUCUGUAGACAUCAGAGAAUUCAUAGUGGGGAGAAUCCUUAUGAAUGUCAUGAAUGUGGAAGAGCCUUCAAGGGGAGCUCAAACCUUAUCCUGCAUCAGAGAAUUCACAGUGAAGGGAAACCCUAUGUUUGUAAAGAAUGUGGGAAAGCCUUUAGUCAAAGUUCACACCUUGUUGCACACAAGAGAAUUCAUACUGGGGAGAAACCCUAUGAAUGUAAUGAAUGUGGAAAAACAUUCAGACAGAGUUCACUCCUUAUUCAACACCAGAGGAUCCACAGUGGAGAGAAACCUUAUAGAUGUCACAAAUGUGGAAAAGCCUUCAGUGGUGCACAGUCUUUCUUAAGCAUCAAAGACUUCAUGCUGUUGGAACUUGAUGAACAGGCCUUAAAUCAGAACCCAGGCCUUAAAGGACAGCAGAGCAUUAAUAAAAAAGAGAAACUUUAUGAAUGUAAUGAGUGUGGCAAAGCCUUCCGGUGUAGCUCAGAUCUGAUUAGACAACAGAUAACGCACACUGGCGAGAAACCCUAUGAAUGUAAUGAAUGUGGCAAAGCUUUCAGUCAGAACUCAAUCCUUAUAGAACAUCAGAGAAUUCAUUUGGGAGAAAAGCCUUAUAAAUGUAGCAAAUGUGGAAAAGCAUUAAGGAGGAGCUCACAACUUAUUCAGCAUCAGAGAAUUCAUAGUGGAAAGAAGCCCUAUGAAUGCAAUGAAUGUGGGAAAACAUUUAAUCAAAGUUCAGCCCUUAAUAGACAUCACAGGAUUCAUAGUGGAGAAAAACCCUAUGAAUGUAAUAAAUGUGGGAAAGCCUUCAGGUAGAGCUCAGAUCUUGGUAGGCAUCAGAAAAUUCAUAUUGGAAAGAAUAUUAGGGGAAGUUAGGUGUUUCAGUGGUUAGAGAACCAGGACUGGAGACAGAAGGUCCUGAGUUCAAAUGUAGCCUUAGAUACUUCCUAGCCAGGUAAUCCUGGGCAAAUUACUUACCCCCAGUUGCCUAGCCCUUACUGUUCUUCUGCCUUGAUACUUAAUAUCAACUCUUAAAACAGAAGGUAAGAGUUUUUUAAAAAGAAAAGAAAAAAGCACUUAUGAAUGCAAUCAGUGCAAAAAAGUCUUUAGUCAGGGUUUGGCCCUAAGCAUUAAAGAAUCCAUGCUACAGUAUAGCCCUCUGAAUAUAAUUAUGACAAAAUGCCAGCUUGUUUUUACUUUUGUUAAAUAUUGGAGAAUAUAUUUUAUGGUAUAGUCUCAUCAAAAGCUAUGGUCUCAAGAACAAAAGUUUCAUUUUAAUCAUCAAGAAUUAUAUAAUAGAGGGACACAUAGGAAAGGUUGAGAUGAAAAUGUAACAUCCUUUUCCAAAGUUUCUUUGGCAUCAGAAAAUGGUAUAAAUUGGGUAGAACAAUCUGACAUCUCCUUAUCUAAUGUUCCUACCAGGGGGCUAGCAAGUCUAGUAGGCCACACCAAUUCCCAAACUGUAGAGAUCUUCACAGCAACAAUACUAGAGGAGAAAUAAAUAGGGCAAGUGGGAGAACAUAACGAAAAAGUUGGAUUUAGUACUAGAGGGUCUGAUUGUAAGAAAUAGCCUCUUUUGGCCUCGUUUCCUUAUCUGUAAAAUAGGGAUAAUGAUAAUGCCUACCUCACAGGGCUGUUGUGAGGAUCAGUGACAUAUGAAAAAUCAUUCGAGCCCUAGAGCACCUUUAAUUCAAUUUUUGCUUUUUUUGAAUUCUGAAUUUAAAUAGUGUAAAAAAAUAGUAUUUCCAUAUACACAACAAAAAAGAGGAUGGUUUAUAAAAUUCUGAUUUCCAUUUUAUACCACUUGUUAUUUAUAUUACAAAGAAGUUGUAAUAAAUUCCACAUUAUUUUCAAAA
Molecule: messenger RNA, 2859 nt
Organism: Monodelphis domestica (gray short-tailed opossum)
Lineage: Eukaryota; Metazoa; Chordata; Mammalia; Didelphimorphia; Didelphidae
Source: RefSeq, a predicted model, not a curated record